Messenger RNA from Saccostrea cuccullata (small rock oyster), 1448 nucleotides. RefSeq names its product zinc finger protein 37 homolog. The transcript has 2 exons. Gene Ontology annotation, biological process: regulation of transcription by RNA polymerase II. Lineage: Eukaryota; Metazoa; Mollusca; Bivalvia; Ostreida; Ostreidae. Gene Ontology annotation, cellular component: nucleus. The record is from RefSeq and is a predicted model, not a curated record. Gene Ontology annotation, molecular function: DNA-binding transcription factor activity, RNA polymerase II-specific; RNA polymerase II transcription regulatory region sequence-specific DNA binding. The annotation marks the transcript as partial.
AAAUCGAAGACAGCAAUUAUUGUACAGGAACUCAGGCCAAAAAUGAAGAGGACCAGGAAUCUCACAAGAAAAGCACUGGAUUUAUAAGGGAGGCUGAUGAAUAUAAGGACAAAUAUAGGAUAUUUAAACCCAAGUUACAUUUCCUGAGAAAAUUUGAGAAAUCUUGUAGAGAUACAAGUCUUCACAGGACCAGGGAGUGGAUGGACUGUAGUGCUGAUUUACAGGUUAAAUCUGAGAAAGAAAGAACCAGAGAGUGGGUGGAUUGUAGUGCUAAUUUACAGGUUAAAUCUGAGAGAGACCUGACCAAGGAAUGGGUAGACUGUAGUGCUGAUUUACAGGUUAAGCCUGAGAGAGAACUGACCAAGGAGUGGGUAGACUGUAGUGCUGAUUUACAGGUUAAGCCUGAGAGAGAACUGACCAAGGAGUGGGUAGACUGUAGUGCUGAUUUACUGGUUAAACCUGAGAGAGAAUGUGACUCUGCUGAAUAUGGUCAGUAUUUCACCAUCAACAGGAGAUCUGGCAGAAUGUCUGUCGGUGCUGAUAACCUGUCACACACUGAAGGGAAAGAGUUAGAAAAUGAAUCUGAUUCAAGAAAAAUAAACAAAGAAAGUAUAGAUGUGAACAACAAUGGAUAUAGUACAGAAGAAUGGGAAACUGAAGAUUUACAAAGAGGAAGGGCAGGUUACAGAUGUAAAGAAGAAAACAUAAGCAACAUUUUGAUUCAGAAGACCAUGAAAAGUUUUAUGGAGCAUCCAGAUACCACCAGUGCAGGCCUAAUGGAAAAGCAUGAUCGAGGAGUGACCCCAGAGGCUUUACAGUCCUGUACUAUUUACUACUGGUGUCAUGCCUGUGAAAUUUCUCUCAAGUCAGAGAAACUAGCAAUUCAGCAUCACCGAAAACAUGACGAUAAAAGUCAGACCCCUGUGAAUCUGAAUGCCUACCUGAGACAGGUGUAUGGUUGUGUGACCAAGCACUGGAGAGGGAGGACAUCUGAGGAAGGGGGGAUUCUUCACAUUUGUGGACUCUGUGAUGAGGUAGUCCCCAACAUGAGAAGCUUCCGGAAUCACAUCCAGACACAUGGUGAAAGGAUCAAGUGUAAAAAGUGUGGAAGGACAUUCCUCACAGCAGAGGAACUACACAAACAUUCCAUUCAGAAUCAUUCUAAAGCAUUCAAGAAAACGUCAUCAAAGCCUAGGAAAAGGACUGGUGCCACACGGAGGCUCCAGAGACCCAGGGAACUGUUUGUCUGUGAGUAUUGUAACAAGAGUUUAUCCACCAAGGGAAGCCUGAAGAUACACACCCGCCUACACACCGGGAUCCUCCCCUUCAGAUGCUCGAUCUGCAGUAAAGGUUAUCCACAGAAAGUACAGCUCAAGAUACACAUGAAGUCUUGUCGCAAAAUAAAUGCAGAAUUACUUGAGCAGGAAAAAUAAGGAAUUUUUAAACGU